GAAAAUGGGAGAUAUUGAGAAGGGCAAGAAGAUCUUUGUCCAGAAAUGUUCCCAGUGCCAUACAGUUGAGAAGGGGGGCAAGCACAAGACUGGACCCAACCUGAAUGGCCUGUUUGGACGCAAGACUGGGCAGGCUGAGGGCUUCUCCUACACGGAUGCUAAUAAGAAUAAAGGUAUCACCUGGGGUGAGGAUACUUUGAUGGAGUACUUGGAAAAUCCAAAGAAGUAUAUCCCAGGAACAAAGAUGAUUUUUGCGGGUAUUAAGAAGAAGACCGAGAGAGUAGACUUAAUAGCAUACCUCAAAGAUGCCACUGCAAAGUAAAAAUCAUCUGCUGCCUUAUUUAUUUCACAAAGGAGAUGGCAAUGGAAAUGUCUGUGAUAAGAUUGGUUUUUAAACUUUCUAUUUUUACAUGUACUGUGUCUAAUCUUAAAAAUCUGUCUCACCCAUCAGGUAACACUGCUCGUGGUGGGUCACUGGAGUACACACGUGUUUGGCAGCCGUUAACUUAAUGCAAACUAUGUAAUUGGGUUGAUUUAAAUGACUAUAAUGUUCACUCAUUCUUGGUCAUAGAAUUAAAAAAAGAAAAGAAUAAAUAAACA
Molecule: messenger RNA, 600 nt
Organism: Chaetura pelagica (chimney swift)
Lineage: Eukaryota; Metazoa; Chordata; Aves; Apodiformes; Apodidae
Product: cytochrome c
Exons: 2
Coding region: 5-322 (105 amino acids)
Biological process (GO): mitochondrial electron transport, ubiquinol to cytochrome c; mitochondrial electron transport, cytochrome c to oxygen
Cellular component (GO): mitochondrial intermembrane space
Molecular function (GO): electron transfer activity; heme binding
Source: RefSeq, a predicted model, not a curated record